AUGCACUAUGAGCAGGAACUGACUUGGUUUCAGAUGAACGGCCUCGUUGAGUACUGGAAGUCAGAGUUACAGGGCAUGAGCGAUGAUGGGUGGGUUAGGACCGAGGCUUUUGAAGACGCUAUCAAGAAGAAUAUGGAGCUAAUGCAGGUUUUGCUGGAUGGUUCUGAUACCCCAGAGGAAGAGCGAUGUGUUCAGGAGCAGUGGCCAUUUCAGGAUCACGAAGAGGAGGCUAACUGA
Molecule: messenger RNA, 237 nt
Organism: Blastomyces dermatitidis ER-3
Lineage: Eukaryota; Fungi; Ascomycota; Eurotiomycetes; Onygenales; Ajellomycetaceae
Exons: 1
Coding region: 1-237 (78 amino acids)
Source: RefSeq, a predicted model, not a curated record